Molecule: messenger RNA, 1159 nt
Organism: Dioscorea cayenensis subsp. rotundata (Guinea yam)
Lineage: Eukaryota; Viridiplantae; Streptophyta; Magnoliopsida; Dioscoreales; Dioscoreaceae
Product: calcineurin B-like protein 9
Exons: 9
Coding region: 21-785 (254 amino acids)
Biological process (GO): calcium-mediated signaling
Molecular function (GO): calcium ion binding; kinase binding
Source: RefSeq, a predicted model, not a curated record
AAAACAGAUUUUGUCAGGCUAUGAAUAGUCCCACGUCGGACGCAGAUAGGUCGGGAUCGUCGCCGACGGUGGGGGAGUGGCUGUGCGGUGCUUUCAUUCCAUUGAUCGCCAUUGUGGAGGCCCUCGUCUUCACCUUCACCGAAUGCUUCGAGAUCCGCCGUUCCGGCAACCGCCGCCGCCGUGAUUUUUGCCCCAGUGACCUUGCUCGCUUGGCCUCUGAGUCUCGAUGCUUCUCGGUGAACGAGGUGGAGGCGCUUUAUGAGCUCUUCAAGAAGCUGAGCAGCUCCAUCAUUGAUGAUGGCUUUAUCCACAAGGAAGAGUUGCAACUGGCGUUGUUCAAGUCUCGUGUAGACGAGAACCUGUUUCUUGAUAGGGUUUUUGAUCUUUUUGACGAGAAGAAAAACGGGGUUAUUGAAUUUGACGAAUUUAUCCAUGCACUUGCUGUUUUCCAUCCGCAGGCCCCUUUGGAGGACAAAAUCGAUUUUGCAUUCAGGUUGUAUGAUUUGAGACAAACUGGGUUCAUUGAGCGUGAUGAAGUUAAGCAAAUGGUGGUGGCUAUUUUAUUGGAGUCGGACAUGAAGCUACCUGAUGAUCUAGUUGAAGACAUUAUCGAUAAAACUUUUGCAGAUGCUGAUGCAGAUCGGGAUGGUAGAAUCAACAAAGAGGAGUGGAGCGACUUUGUUAUUCGACAUCCAUCUCUUUUGAAGAAUAUGACUUUACCAUAUCUCAAGGGCAUUACAACGGUUUUCCCAAGUUUCAUUUUCAAUACUGAGGUUGAAGAUUGAAAUGACGUCGACCAAGGUCUCUAGUAGGAGUUAUGACUGGUUGGCAACCUUGUUGAUGCUCUAGGGAAAGCAGUAGCGGCAAAGUUAGUACUUCCAGUAGCUGCUGAUAUGAUCAAACUCUGGUGAUCAGACAGCUUAGAUUUAAUUUCUUGUUUCCUCGACUCGUCUCAAAAGUAGCAAUAUCCCUUGAUAUUUGUGAAUGUACAUAAUGUUAAAGUAACUAAUAGUCCUACUACAUUAGUUAAUUUGAAAAUUAUGUUGAGAGUAUCCAUUGAUAGGUUUUUCGUUCUGUUAGCUUAAGUUAUUUGAGUUGAAUCAGACAUAAAUAAUAUGUUUAGUUUGCAUCUAACUUAAGUUUUAUAUCUACCAUUAAA